AAAAACGUAAAUGAUCAUCGUUCACACAUGUCAAUUCAUACAUGUGAUGAUGAAGUGGCUAUUGUUCAAUAACGUUUGACUCACGAGAAUUUCAAUCAUAUCACAUGAUUGAAGUGUAAAAAAGCUGCUUUAGAUAAUGAAAGUGUAGCAUGUAGGUGAUUGCCCAGUUGCGCCGUCAUUUGAUUCAGCUAUUGUGUGCGUUAAACACUUGUUUGUGAUGUUGACGGUGUCGUGCGUAGUUUUAUUAUUAUGUUUAAAUAUUUUGCGUGGAUCAUGUGAAGCUGCAUCAUUUGAAUCUGAAUUUGAAUCAGGACCAGCAUUGCUGAUCGUUUCCUAUGAUGGUUUUCGACCGGAUUACUUGUAUCGAAAUGUUACACCAACUCUAAAGAAAUUACGAUCGGAAGGAACGUCAGCGCGAUAUAUGUACCCAGUUUUUCCCACGAAAACGUUUGUCAAUCACUUUACUAUUGGCACCGGUUUGUAUCCCGGAAACCAUGGAGUACUUGCGAAUUCUGUGUAUGAUUCAACGAGGGGACUUUUAAAUUAUGGCUUUGACCUGUUCCAUUACAAUGAAAGCACAUUACCGAUAUGGUCCGCCAAUGAGAAAGCAGGUGGACAUUCUGGCUGCAUAUGGCCUGGAAGUGGCUAUGAAUACCACGGAGUAUCCUGUACGUUUCAAAAAGAACACAAUGGAAGCAUACCAUUUGAAGAUCGAGUCGAUACAAUCAUGAAUUGGUUUACACACGAGCAAACUCCAACAAAUCUGGUCAUGUUGUAUAUCGAAGAGCCCGAUGAACAAUCGCACAUGUACGGACCAAACUCAAUUCAUAUAACGAAUGCAGCAGCAAGAGUAGAUAAUCUCACUCGAUACAUUGAGGACAAAUUGAUUGAACACAAAUUGCAAAAUCGUGUCAAUGUUAUUUAUUUGUCCGAUCAUGGAAUGGUUGGUGUGCCGCCGUCAAAUUUUAUUGAUUUCACAGUAUUUUUGGCAAACAAUACUUACAAUAUCUAUGGUUCAACGCCAGUGUUACAAGUUGUGCCAAAGGAUCUAACCGUGGAACAUGAGAUAUUUGCCAAUUUAACCAAAGGCGCUGAGCAAAAUGGCCAUUUCAAGGUAUACAAUGAGCAUAAUCUGCCUGCCCGAUGGCAUGCUCACAAUCGAAGACGCAUGGGACCAAUACUUGUUGUAGCCGACAGUGGAUACGGAUUCCAGGAUAUGGUCAUCGCAGCUCAAAAUUAUCGGAAGAAGUUUAACGUUUCAUUUACAAAUGAAAGUAGGUACGGAGUACAUGGCUAUGAUAAUGCCGAGCCCGACAUGAAUGCUUUUUUCUUGGCAAAAGGACCUCUAUUUUCCAAAGGCAAACGAAUCCGAGCCAUUCAAAUGAUUGACCUUUACAAUUUAUUUUGUUUGAUUCUCAAAAUCGAAUGUGGUGUCAAUGAUGGCUCGAAAAAUCCCCAGAUUUGGAAGAAACUGUUUGCUAGACAUAAAAGCGAUCAAAACACAACAACUCUUCAUCAUGUGUGAUAAUUCCAAAUAUUAUUGCCUAGCGUGUAAUCUACGGAAACAUGUAUUUAAUCACACGACGCUACUGUGAUCAAUAAACCGAUAAGAAAG
Sitodiplosis mosellana (orange wheat blossom midge) is the source of this 1615-nucleotide messenger RNA. RefSeq names its product ectonucleotide pyrophosphatase/phosphodiesterase family member 5-like. The record is from RefSeq and is a predicted model, not a curated record. Bases 218 to 1525 code for a protein of 435 amino acids. Lineage: Eukaryota; Metazoa; Arthropoda; Insecta; Diptera; Cecidomyiidae. The transcript is spliced from 7 exons.